AUGCUUGGGUCUUAAGAUAGACAACACUUUCAUUCUGACAGUAACAACUGAUUAUAACCAUUACAGGAACCAUGCAGACCUAUGUACCGGUAGUUCUCAUUUUGAUGGCAGUGCUUGGUAAAGGCAGUAGCCAAGGGUUUAUUGCAACAGAUAACUGCACUGUUUGUGGGGACCCGCACUUCAUAACUUUUGAUGGAAAGAGGGGACCUAUUAACUUGGUUCCCGGUAAGUGGCAUGUUCUUGCAAAAGAUAACGUGAAUAACCCGCCUGGCUGGAUGGUUACAGCCCUCACAGAGUUUCAUAAGGGUGGACCAAGGACGAAACUUCUAACAGUGAGUUUCACUUGCAGAUUGGUUGAUGGAACUGACCACGUGGACUCGGUUGACAUGGCUUCAGUUUCACACCUCGGUCCAGUACAAUUAUUCGAUUGCCCUGUCCAGCAAGUUGACAUAACUAUUGGCCCUGGUCGCUGUGUGAAAAUAACCGUUGCUGAACCAAGGUGGAUCAAUGGAACAGCUGGACCAUGUGGUGACAACGACGGCAACAAAUUGAACGACUAGUCACUCCCUCCCGUGAAUGGAAAAUGUAAGGUGGACAGAAUCAAGAAUCAUGGACAGCCACAUCGGACUUCGGACAGAGAGAGCUUUAACGGAACUGGACAACGAUUAUACAACCACAGCGGGUACUAUGGCGGGACUGCAGCGCUUCUUUAUUUGACGUUUUCUCAUUCAUUUUGAGUUAUUCUACACAGAGCAGACUUUCGGCACAGUUGAUAAACGAUGAAGUUCAAGAAGUUCUUACCUUUUUCCAGUCUAAAUAUUUGACUUUGUGUAGAAGUAUUUAGCAGAAUUUUGUGUGUUAUUUGUCAUACAGGUUGAUGUUGCUUUGAGACAGUUUGUGAUGUGAGUACCGGUAUGUUGGUCCACAAUGUAGGCAAACAAUUUGGACGGAAUCAAAGAAAACGCCCACAAAAUUAAUUGGGAGGUUCAAUUACAAUUAUAUACAUAUAUCAUUUAAUUUCUUUUUUGUGCGCUUUUGCUUUAAAUAAACAUUUAAGGUUCAA
Messenger RNA from Lingula anatina, 1063 nucleotides. RefSeq lists its product as uncharacterized. NCBI's taxonomy places the organism in Eukaryota, Metazoa, Brachiopoda, Lingulata, Lingulida, Lingulidae. The record is from RefSeq and is a predicted model, not a curated record.